Aedes albopictus (Asian tiger mosquito) is the source of this 5780-nucleotide messenger RNA. RefSeq lists its product as uncharacterized. The record is from RefSeq and is a predicted model, not a curated record. Lineage: Eukaryota; Metazoa; Arthropoda; Insecta; Diptera; Culicidae. Gene Ontology annotation, molecular function: protein binding.
CUGCUGCUGAUGCUCCUUCGCGGCCUCGGUUCGACGACGGUCGCCUGUGUGGCUUGGUGUGUUUUCAUCACACAAACGCACUCACACUCUCGCACAUUGACGGUCGAGAAGAAGAUGGCAAGUUGCAAGGAUUUUAUCUCGUGAAAAAUGUAAAAUUGUGCACGGUUUUCGUAAUGUUUCGACCUAGAAAUGGUUGCAAAAGUGAACUAAAGUGACAGUGCUUGUAAUGCGAUAGAAAUUUGAUUACGAAACAGUGUUUUAGCGGUGUAAUUUAAAGAAAGAAAAUUUGUCAGGGAGGGGGACCGAAAUUAGUCACCCCCUUGUUGGGCUGGUCGUCGUCGUCGUCGGUGGGUUUUGGACAAGCACAGCAGCAGCGAACGUCGAACAAGGAGGAAUCGCAAAUAAAGAGAUCGCGUCGAAGGAAUUUCUUCUCGUCGUCACCAAAAUAAGUGGUGCUGGUGGUGGCUGACUGGCUGGGAGCAGUAAUAACAAAAACAACAAGCAUUACCAUUGCCCCAGCAGCAGCAGCGCAGCUCUGGCGCAUUUGAGUGCAAAGUGGAAGGCGAAAAAAAGUGAUCAGUGAAGCGAACGCAGUCAGUCGGUGUGCUCUGGGAAAAUGGCUUACAUCAAUGUGGCCGAAUGGAGCAGCGAUCAGGUCACGGACUGGCUCAAAGGCCUCGACAAUUCUAUGUACCACUACGUGCAGUCGUUCACCAACAAUGAAGUUGGUGGCGAACAAUUACUCAACAUACGCCCCUACGAGCUGGAACAACUGGGAAUGUACUCUAUCGGCCAUCAGGAGAUUGUGCUGGAAGCUGUUGGAUAUCUGAGGAAUUUCAACUACAACCUGGACAAAGAGAAUCUACAGCUACUGGCGUUGAAAGUAGCCCUGGCAGCGCGAUCACUGUGCAGACAACUGAAAUACUCCGAUCAAACCAAACUCGAAACGCAGAUAUUGAAGGAUAUUAGCCGUACGGUGGAUGAGGUGAAACCGUUGAUAGGAUGGCUUGAUCGGCCUCCAUUUAGAGGUCAAUGCCAGUUCGAUGAGCUCCGGAAGCAGAUCAUUAAGCUCGGUAUCGAAAUGGCUACGAUGGGUAUGCGCGAUCGAUUUUCCGUCAAGCCGGUUGAAACGAUCUCCCACGUGGCAGAUAAAUUGGCUAAAGUGGCUGACUACAUCAUUCAAGACGUCUCCGAUCCGAUGGUUCUCCAACCGGCGUCGCUGGAUCUGGUGACGUUGAAGAAGCGAGAAUCCGAUCUUGGAUUCUUGGUGAUGCCAAGCUUGAACGGAAUUCACAGGAUUGCUGAAAUAAAAUUUAACUCACCCGCGCACAACUCUGGCAAAGUGGAGGAAGGCGAUGAAAUUGUACAGAUCAACUACCAAACCGUGGUUGGUUGGGAGUACAAAAAAGUGCUGAUGCAGCUGCAGGAAUCGCCACCUGACGUUCUGCUGACGUUGAAAAAACGACCAAAGCAUACGAAGAUUUACGGCCAAAUUUACAUCAAACCGUACCGGUUACCGAGCAAGAAACGAGCGCUGCCGUACCGCCUAGGUGAAAGUCUGCCCAGUCCUCGAACGGAGCUGUUCGCGUUGCAAGAUUUCAGUCUUCCAUUGGCUCGUGUCCCGGAAAAGCAUGUCUCUUCUGAUAGCGAAUCGGAUGGUAGUGACAUUCUAACGCCGACGGAUGUAAAAAAGUCAGACAAAGAUAUUCGACUGUACAUGCCCAAACCGAGGGCGGUUCUCCAAAGGCGGCACACAUUGUCCAACUUCAAAGACCUGGUCGUAUCAGGUUGGCACGAACGCCAGUCGAAGCUGCUUUCCACUGAUCCGCAAAGCCUGCGGGACAAAUCGCUUUCCUUUGGAUUCGGAUUGGAAAUGGCUCCCCGGCCAACGACCUGCUUGGGAAUGGUUGCCGGACCCGGCAAUGCUGCCGGAUCAUCUGAACCGGGUAAACUGAACAGUUUUGCGGGAUUGAAGGGGUCCCUGCCGGACAUCAUCCCACCGAACGAUCCACCAAAGUCAGCUGACGAGGAUGGCGAAGACUACAAACCGGGAAUUUCCAAAGUGGUGCGAUUCGAGUCGAAUAUGAAGUUCGAGGAGUGCCAUGUUGAUACCAAGUAUACCUGCAACGUGGACAAUACAGUGCUGGAAACGUUCGAGCCGAUUCCAUACGCGGACGAAGAACUACCGGCGCAAAGUGUCAACGAACGAGUGAAACGCUUCGAAUCCAUUGCCAACAAACAGUGUGCCAACAGUAGUAAUGUUGCUAGUUCCGCGACAAGUGCUUCCAGUAAUAGCGAAAACAGUAAAGCAACGAUUUCGCAAAGUCAAACCGAGAAAAGUUCAAAUAGCGGUGCAACCAAAGGUGGCAGUGGUAACAGCAAUAUUAGCGCUACUUCAAUCAGCAGUGGCACAAGCGGCCCAAGACCAGGUAUUAAACCGAUACCCAUGCAAAGGCAAAUCUCGCGGGAAACCGAUAUUGCAGAAGCCAUAAACACGGUGCUAAUAAAUCGGGACAAUGUGAAGCGAGGUCGCCUGGACAAGAGUCACAGUACACCCGCAUACGAUGACGAUGCAGACAUACCUCCGGCAAUCGAGCCACGCAAGGAACAUCUAUUCAAAGCACCUCCCGUACCACCUCCACGGCCAAAAAAGACACUCGAAUCAAGCAACAUCAAUCUAGUUCCGGAAAAACCUCCUCCACCAUCGCCGGCGCUCUUAGCGGCGGCCGCCGCCUUAUCCGCACCCACCACUCCGGCUGAUUUGGGAUUCAUCAGUCCUCAGCAAGCAUCCGUUUCCAGCGCUGAUCACGGUGAAGACAACAACAAAUCCAAACUAGCCAAUUUGGUUGAUCUGAAAAAUAGAGACACCACCAGUUCGCACGGGGAGCCACCGCCAAGUCCUUUCGUUCUCUCACCGCCACCAAAACCGGCGGAGCGGAUCGUGGCCCCUCCUAGAAGGGUACCGGUUGCGAAGCACUUUCUAGAAGGACCACUCGAACCCCCUUCGGAAUUGCUUACACCGAACAAAACGAAAGGCUUAACACUGAAGAAGAAAAACUCCAUCCUAUCGAAGAGGCGGAAUGUGUCCCUGAAAACGCUGUGCGUUAGUGACAUACAGGGUCAUCUGUACCGCCGCACGAAAGACAGCAGUGGAUUGGCGUACUGGGCCAAGUACUACUUUGUGCUCAUAGAUACCACACUCUAUGGGUUCAAAUCCAAGGACUCGCACAAAGCCAACAGCAUGGUGUUUUUGUCCGGGUUUACGAUUUCGCUGGCGAAGGAAGUUCAUUCGAAGCCGUACGCGUUUAAGGUGUACCACCCAAACAAGACGUUCUACUUUGCGGCGGAAACUCAGGAAGCGCUCGGUCAAUGGAUGGAGUACAUCAAGCAGGCCACCCUCAAAGGUAAUAAUGCUGCUCCUGGUAGCGGAUCGGCCGAUCACAACGUGAAGGAACUAUUUUCGGAAACCGACAGCUCGGAGGACGAAUUCAGCUUAAUGGAUAGUCAAACCAAGCUUAACCUGUUGUGCACACCAUCUCCCCAACUGUCGUCUUCUGUUAGAAGCACCGAAAGCCAUUCGACGCAUAACGACUCCAAUCAGAGCAGCACUCCAACAUCUUCCAAACAGGACAAGUACCAUCUGAACUUCGGAUCGUUGAAAAAGUUCACCAAAAGCUACCCCUUCAACUCCGAUGGAAACGGGUCCAGCGGCGGCGGCAGCAGUGGGAGCAGCGAGAGCAGGUUUUUCGGAUUUUUUAGCUCGGGCAAAAAUGUAGAAAAAUCCAAUUCUAGUGAAACGCCAGUUCCCACGUCGCAGUUUCGCAGCUACCGAAAGGUUCCGGGCAAUAGUGCUAUUCAUAACCACACACCAAGCCCAUUUUCUGUCGAAGCAAUGCCAUCUGCAGGACAGGAUCAAUUGAAAUCGGCAAGCAAUCUAUCCCUGGCAUCCAUCAGCACCAACCACCAGUACAAUGUUCCUCCGGUCAUUCAGGCCCCUCCCCGUGCACCCACUCCAGUGGAAGAAAGACCUCAACCUGUGAUAAUAGAGCCGACUCCACCGUCGGAACCAUCCACACCCAUUCCUUGCGAAACGGACGAAUUGCUGAAUCGUGCUAAGAAAACCAAACGGAUUUCACCACACAACUUCAUCCAUGCUUCCAAUCCGAAUCUGGUGGAAUUUGAUUUCCAAACGUCCAAGCACAUCCUACAAUCGGUCACCAAUUGGGAUCCGAACCCAUCGCAUGGCAACCAGCACAGCAUGAUCACACUGAAAGAACUAAUGCUGCAAAAACAAGCGGAAGAGGCCCAGGAUAUGUACAAUAAACGUGUUUGCUUAGGCGUAGAGAAAAUGGACGAUCGUAGUUUGAAGAAAACGCUUUCGAAACAGAGUGAUACAAAGCCGGAGAACAUUGUUGUCCACGUCCCGGAAGCGGUCAACAAAAUACAAAAACGGCGUCUUCCGGUCACGCCGGAUUAUGCUCAAAGCUUCAAGCUGGAUGAUGAAGACAUCCUCUAUACAAGGAGCAAAGAAGGCCAAAAGCUACGAGAUUUCGGGUAUGAACUAAUUUCCGGCGAUGAUACAUUCGAUUUGAAAAAUUCUUUAGCCGCAUCUGUUGCUAGUACAAGCACUCACCAUGAUAACAAACGCCACGAGGGCAGUGGCUCAGUCAAAAAGAAAAGUCGCAAUUGGAUCAACUCCGAAAAGCGGAAUGAGGAAUCCUCCUCGUCUGACCGUUCCUUACGGGAUAGCUUCAAAAAGUCCAAAAAUAAAGCAGUCAUGCUAGACAACCUCAAGGCGAGCAGCGAAAAACUGUUCCAGUUCAAACACCACAGCAGCAAUAACGAUAAGGAAUCGUUGAAAACCAAACAACUGGAUAAAACGACUCCAGCGCUCAAUGUGAACCUGAAGCAAUCGGGGGGACCGUUCGGAAGUCUCGGCAAAAGCCACCAUCCCGGAACGCCCCUACUCGAACAGUCGACCAUAUUCAGCUCAACCACCUCAUCGUCCGGUGGCUUUAUUACAUCGAACCACGUUCUCCCUGGCGGAGGAGGCCCCAGUAGCUCAACCAUUACGAGCUACCUUCCCGGUGGAAUCAAAAAGUCCAACACGUGCAAUAGUUCCUCGGACUUUAAGGAAAACACAUCCAAGGUGCAAAAUCUGCGCAAAAACUCGGCCCCGGAGCGUACGACUUCGUACCUGACGAAGCUUUCGUUCAGUGGUUCCUCGGGAAAGACGCCCAAGGAGAAGAAGCUUCUGGGAUCGCCGGGACUGCACCGUGCCAUCUUCGGGAAGAACCAGCAGCAGCCCACGGUCAUAGACCAUGAGAUAUUCUCGCCCAUCACUUUUACUAAGCCAAGCAAUCUCCAACAAUCGGACAGCUCCCUGCAGUCCAGUUCCACCAUUACCAGCACGAUCACGAUCGGCAAUGUCCAAUCGACGGCAACGACCACUUCGGUGCUGACCAGCAACCUCUCGAACCGAACCUCGCCGGACUACCCCAACAUGGAGUACCCGCCGGUGUUUGAACCGGAAACGUACUCGCUCAGCGAUCCGACCAUGACCCUGCUGAAGCGUCGUCAAAAUCAUCACCCGAAAUGACGACCCCCGAGGCGGUUGGCUACACUUCGCGAGCAUGAGUGCGGAUGAAGCUGGUUUUGCUACAAAACUUCAAUACGUGAUUCUUAGCGAUUAGUCUGAAAUGAUAUUAUGUACUCUUAUGGGAUAAAUACUGAUUCGUGUUAAAUUUAGAAUGUUAUACAAUUCCAAUUAAUCGGAAGGU